UUAAUGUCAAAAUAAAAAUUUUUCAUUUCAGGCUGAAUUUAAAGAGACUUGUGUUGAGGUUAGAAUUUGACAAAAUGGCUGUGGACGAGAAAGUUCCCCUUGCAGUUCGCUCAAACCUUGGAGUUGAACUUUGGAGUGCUACAGAUUUAAAAUGUCCUUAUCAACAAGAUAUUCGAUUUCCACGAGAAGAAACAAAGAAUUGCCGAAAUAUGGUGUUUAGUCCUGAUGGAGCUUAUUUUGCCUACACAAAUGGAAGCGCAGUAAAAAUUGUUGACACUUCUACUUGGCAAGCAAAAUGGGUUUUGCCUCGUCCAAAAGCCUUUUAUUUAAAAUUCUCCCCUCGUGGCAAGUACUUAUGUUCAUGGGAGCAGUAUAGUAUAACAAAGGAUACACCAGAGGGCACUCCGAAUUUGUUCGUGUAUAGCUGCGAAACCGGUGAAGCUGUUUUUUCUUCCGUACAAAAAAAACAAACUGACUGGGAGCCUGGAUGGUCUUCUGAUGAAACCUUAUUUGCAUUAAUGGUUGGAGGUGAAGCGCUAUUUUAUGAGUUAGACAAAGGAAUUGAAGGAUUCGAACGGUUUGCAAAAAAAUUAGGGGGUGGUAGUCGUGGUAUUUUAUCUAUUGCGCCAGGUCAUACUCCUCCAAACGUACUUUUUUAUACUCCCGGAGCUAAAGGUGCUCCCUCCAUGUGCAAAAUAUAUAAAUAUCCGGCUUUACAGGCCCAACAGAAUAUUGCUUGCAAAAGUUUUUAUCAGGCUGAUCGCGUUGAAAUAAUGUGGAACAAAAGGGGCACCGGAGUUUUGUUGCUAACAAGUACAGAAGUGGAUCAGUCUGGCGCUUCUUAUUAUGGAAAACAGGCCUUACAUUUCAUGACAAUUAAAGGAGAGUCCUGCUCAGUUCCUCUUUCCAAAGACGGUCCACUUCAUGCUGUACAAUGGAGUCCAAAAUCAAACGAGUUUGUCGUAGUAUACGGAUUUAUGCCGGCAAAAGCAGCAUUAUUCAACUUAAAAUGUGAUAUGAUUUUUGAUUUUGGCGAUUCCAAUAGAAAUUCAGCAUACUUCAAUCCAUUUGGAAAUCUGCUUUUAUUAGCUGGAUUUGGAAAUUUGCGAGGAUAUGUUGAGGUUUGGGAUGUAAAUAAAAGAAUCAAAAUAUCUGAGUUAAUGGCUCCAGAUUCCACAUAUUUGGAGUGGUGUCCUUCUGGAGAUAUUUUUGUUACCGCAACAACUGCACCCCGUUUAAGAAUUGGAAAUGGUUUUAAAGUGUGGCACUAUUCUGGUGCUCUUCUUCAUGAAACCUUGUGGCCACAAGGGCAGGAGUUAUUGGGUGUUGAAUGGCAGAAAUUUGGUGAUAACGUUUUUACGGAACCUGCAAUAACGAACGUCAAAAUCGAAGGUAUAAAAUCUAGUCAACCAGAAGCUUCAAAGCAAGUAUAUCAGCCACCAAAUGUACGGUUAAUGCUGGAGGGAAAAUCAAGUGAUUCAGUUCCUCAGCCUUCAAUAAUACCGGGAUUAACUUUAGGUACAACAACUAAGAAAAAUCAGUCAAAUUCUAAUCGACAACGCAAGCAUUCUAAGAAUCAAAGACGUGAUAGCGCUACUAACAAAAAUGAAAACUGUAACACAGAUAUUCAAUCACAACCAACACAGGAUCAACAGCAAAAUCAGAACAAUUUGCAAAAUCAACAAAGAAGAAGGUCUUCAGCGGCUAAUACACAAUAUCAACGUAGAAGGCAAUCUACAAAAAGUGUUAGUAUUAAUGAAGUUACUUCAAAUGGCUCAUCAACAACGGUUUCUAAUGACAAAAAUAAUGAGAACAACCUAAGUACUGGAAGCGGCAAUAAUGUUAACAACAAUAAUAAUAAUAAUAAUGGUGGCCAACAAACUAGAAGAAUACAUCGUAGAUCUCACCAUAACUCUGUUUCAUGUACGGGUGACCCAGAAAAAGAUAAAAGAAUAAAAACUUUGUAUAAAAAAUUGUCUGAUAUUUCAAAGCUGAAAAUAAAACAAAGCAAGGGUGAACAUUUAGAAGCGAAUCAGUUAACAAAAAUUGCUGCGGAAACUGCUAUUGUUGAGGAAUUGAGAGCGCUUAAAAUUUCAUCGUAAGAUUUUUUUAUAGCAUUUACAUAAGACAAAUACAAAAUUAUUUCGAAAAAG
Condylostylus longicornis is the source of this 2153-nucleotide messenger RNA. RefSeq names its product eukaryotic translation initiation factor 2A (gene eIF2A). Bases 75 to 2102 code for a protein of 675 amino acids. Gene Ontology annotation, molecular function: ribosome binding; translation initiation factor activity; mRNA binding. Gene Ontology annotation, biological process: translational initiation. Gene Ontology annotation, cellular component: cytosolic small ribosomal subunit. The transcript is spliced from 7 exons. The record is from RefSeq and is a predicted model, not a curated record. NCBI's taxonomy places the organism in Eukaryota, Metazoa, Arthropoda, Insecta, Diptera, Dolichopodidae.